Molecule: messenger RNA, 936 nt
Organism: Alternaria arborescens
Lineage: Eukaryota; Fungi; Ascomycota; Dothideomycetes; Pleosporales; Pleosporaceae
Exons: 4
Coding region: 1-936 (311 amino acids)
Source: RefSeq, a predicted model, not a curated record
AUGCCGUUGUCCGUCUCAGCGUCGGCUCUCCCGUCUUUUCGGAAGCAGCAUCUUCUCGUCGAGUUCUCCCGUCUGCGCUAUGCACAGCUUGAUGGCAUUUUCUUGAGUAUCACACCUGGCGACCCGUCACUGUGGUUUGGUGUAAUAUUCGUGCGAAAAGGACCAUACGCGCCCGCAGUCUUACGCUUCCAAAUAUCUUUUCCACCCAGCUAUCCUGCCAUACCACCCCUCGUGACCUUCUCUACCGAUGUCUUUCACCCGCUGCUCACGCCACUUACCACGUAUACUUACACGACUGGAUCCGCCGACACGGAUACCGUAAGUGCAACAGACGAGGAACGGCUACCACCUGGAGGGUUCAGUUUACGACACGGCUUUCCACACUGGUUCGGAAGAGCUCGAAGAUCUGUACCAAAUUCUCGUGAUGUCAGUGCAUCUUCAAAUGUACUUCCUAUGCGUUCCGACUCCAAUGUUACCUCUGGUGUCCUCGGCGGUACCCAGCCAACGGCCGAAUACUCCAUCGUACGCAUGCUAGAGUACAUCCGCUCGACGUUUAGUGAAGAAUCAAUAUUGGACUCACUCCCGUUAGAGGCAGCUGCGAACCCAGGCGCCUACCACGCGUGGCGGGCGCAUCGGGCUCCAGUAUUGCAAUCUCAACAGUCAAACCCAACAUCUCCUAGCCUUGAGCCUUCCACGACGGAGAAUCCAGAGGGUGCGUCUGCACUUGGACGUAAUCGACGACCAGGAGAGUGGAACUGGGAAGGAGUAUGGGAAGAUCGCGUAAGAAAAGCAGUCAAGGCUAGUAUAUCUGAGCCAGUCCUAUUCGGCACUGGCGCUGGGGAAGACAUAAUUCGCUUUCGCGAAGCGGACGACGAGAUGCAUGAGCAGAUGAAGAAGCACAUGGAAGUCGCUGCCACACAAAUUGGUGAGGCGUAG